Apis dorsata (giant honeybee) is the source of this 1916-nucleotide messenger RNA. RefSeq names its product protein LSM12 homolog. The transcript has 4 exons. Bases 308 to 877 code for a protein of 189 amino acids. NCBI's taxonomy places the organism in Eukaryota, Metazoa, Arthropoda, Insecta, Hymenoptera, Apidae. The record is from RefSeq and is a predicted model, not a curated record. Gene Ontology annotation, molecular function: RNA binding.
AGUCCGCGGUUCUAAGUUCGUAGUGAAAAAUGGCCGGCGCCAACGAUUGUUUCAGCAUCGGGAGUACCGUGGCCUGUAAAACCUGUUACAAGGAGGAGAUCGAAGGCGAGGUGCUAGCAUUCGAUCCACAAACUAAAAUGUUAAUCCUAAGUAUCCUUUUCUUGUAAAUUCCCUGAAAGCAACGUUCUUCUUGAAAACUACAUGUAUGUAGCGCUCAUACGACGUUCGUUUAACAUUGCUGCAGUGUAAAUAACUUUAGAGCUAUCUAUGAUAGGUUUCAUGAAUUUUAGCAAAUGAUCGCUAAGCUAUGUUUCGCGAUUUCACACGGGAAACGUGCAAUACCGCUUGUCAAUUAUUUGAUCAUCAUCUAACCAGCUACACGAAGUCAGAAUGUCCGUCAUCCAGCGGAGCUCCAGCAUUAAACGAUGUACACAUAGUAAAUUUAUCCUUGGUAUCAGAGGUCCAAGUAAAACGAGAAGUUAGCCCUACCACUAGUGAACCACCACAAAGCCUUAAUUUGCAAAAAUUGAAUAAAAGAGUACGUAAUCAAAUUGAAGAGAAAAAAAAACUGGUAAUGGCUCUGCAGGCCGGAGUAUCUCCAGAAGGACAAAAACUCUUCAGUACUAUAUCAAAGACUAUCCCAGAAAUUACGUGGAAUGGAGCAAAUAUUGUUGUAUUUGACAAUGUCACGAUUAGACCACCAUAUAAAGUUGAUAAUGUUCAUGGAAAUACAGAAUCUGGAGCAUAUAAGCAUGUGAAGAAAGUAGUUGAAAAACAUAUUAAAGAUACAGAAGCAUCACAACAGGCACAGCAACAACGGGAACAGCAACAACAACAAAAACAAAAAGGAGAAGUUCCAGUCUUUGAGGAAAAGUAGGAAAUGACGAUAACAAGAUACUAAGAAACAAAAAAAGCCACUGCAAAAGUACUACAUAAGCCUAUCAAGAAAAUCAGCAUCACAGAUUAAGUUCAAAUUUAUUUGAAUGAAAAUGCACUUCACGGGAAUCAAGUGCAAAUCAAUUAUUGGAAUUUUAAACGAGUACCAAAAAAUAUUGAUAAUAUCGUAUGAGCAGCAUUUUGUAAAUCAAUAAAACACACCGUACUCGAUUUUUAACAAAGAGCAUGAUCUUCGAUGAAAGAUGCUGUUUAUUUUAUCUAAUAAGCUGCCAUACAAUUUUAGGUUCUACUGGAACUAUUGUUCAUGUGCUCUGAUGCAGGUGUGUUUUAGUUUAGUUUAACAUUGUUACAAAAUACGUUUAAUAGUUGUUUACAGAUUAUUGAUGUAUGUACAUGAUGAUAGCAUGAUUCAAUUGCCAUAUGAGUAUCAACUUUUUUAAAAUAUAAAUCGGUCAUCGUGGUAUAAUUUAAGCCCGUAUGAAACGGUUCAAUAUAUUUUUAAUUACUAUCGCAAGUGGAAAAACAAAUGAUCAACGAAAAUUUUCAUACGCGAUCCAUUCGACUUCGAUGAUACUGUUUGAAAUCUUACGUUCACUCGCUAAUUGUAAAAUCAAUUUUUAUUAAAUCACUCAUUAUAUUAUAUUAUAUCGAUCUUUUGAAAUUUGUAAACAAAAAAAAAAAAAAAAGAAGAGAAAAAAUGUAAACAUUGCACUUCAUCACGCCUGCGUCGGCACGAGACGUCUUCAGUCACGAUACGACAUUGUAAAAUGAAGGACAUUCCCUUGCAUAGAGCAAGUUAUAAAAUUGUUAUUUAAAGAAACAUCAACCUUGGUUUAUGCAAGGGCAACCUAAUUCUAAUAAUAAACCAGGAAUAAUUUCAUUUACAAUGAUGGAAUACAGAACUCGUCUCGUGCCCUUUACCUUCUGAACGCGGAGAAGAUAUAAGACAGAAGAAAAAAAAGAAAGAUUAUAAAAAUUAAUUACAUGAAAAGACACAAAUAAAUGUAAUAUAAAUUCUA